CGCGUGAUCGCCUCCUAAAACUCCGCGCACGGUUGAUGCUUAAUUAUUUUAUUGUUAGCUGAUUUAAAGAGCUGUAUCAUGGAUGGUAGCUCAUUUUAUAUCUGAAAAUUCCGAGAAUGCCAACUCCCUUGGGGAUCACUAAUCCCAGCGAGCGAGCAUGGCGAUCUCUGACGGAAAGACCGGCUCACUGCGGUUCACCAUAACCCCCAUAAACAUAUGAAAUUUGUUCUCCUCUCUGAUAUUUUAUGGUCGAGUGACGCGAUUGUUUACGUUUAUUGAUAAUUAUUAGCUCAACGUCAUCCACAAACAGAAGUAAAUCAUUCUUCUAAGAUUAAAUCGUAUUUUACAAUGAACAAGGUGGAAGAACUUAUGGACGAGUUUUAUAUUGUUCUGAGACAUAUAAGAUAUCCAAAAAUUACAGGAGCCUCUUCUAAAAAUAUACAAUCGACCAUCCUCAGUGGUGAAAAUCGAAUUUCGUUAUUAUCUUGGCUUCUGAUAGAGAAGUCAACUCCUGCAGUGGCUACUAAAUUGCAAAACUUGAGAGGGCCCACUUUAGAAGCAGAGUUAUUAAAGUGCUACUCUGAAAUGGGCAUCUGUAAUGACAAGCAGUUAUUGUUGGGAAACUGUUCAGUAGAGAAUCAAUUGUCAUUUUUAAGCCUACUAUUGAAUUUUAUUGAAUCUAUAUUCAUAGAAUCAGCUGAACUUAAUGAUGAGAAAGAGAUUGAAGACGUUACGAGUGCAUGUAAAGAAGUUUCAUUAUCAGAUCUUAAUAGCGUUACCUGCACAAUUAAGCCAAAGUUAAGUUAUCUUGAAUCUGUGCAAUACUUCAAUGAUUCACAAAAGUACCUGGAUGAACAUAAGGAGUUACCUCAAAAUUGUGAAUCUGAAACAAAAGAAUCUAUAGAUAUUGCAGAGGGUGUUAAAACUAAGGAUGAAGAGACUGACUGGAAUUUGACGUUCAAUAAGGAGAGACAAUAUUUCAUACAAGACUUUGGAUCAGAUGGAUUGUGGCAAAUGCUGACAAAUGAAAAACGUGCCAGUUUGCCAUCAUUCGAUGACCCUAUUGAACGUGUGUCUAAUAUCCUUUCCUCUGUGGAUAAGUUCUUCGAUGGGAAGGAAAUAAUAUCAACUGCCGAUAUACCAGAACGUCUAAAAAAAUUAGAUACUGACUUGAGUGAGAUGGUUGGAGAAACUAGUACAUAUACCGAAAAAAUUAGGACCUUCUAUACGGACACACCAUAUUAAUUAUCAUUCUUAUCU
Messenger RNA from Ceratina calcarata, 1260 nucleotides. RefSeq lists its product as uncharacterized. The coding region runs from base 349 to 1245 and encodes 298 amino acids. The transcript is spliced from 6 exons. The record is from RefSeq and is a predicted model, not a curated record. Gene Ontology annotation, cellular component: HAUS complex. Gene Ontology annotation, biological process: microtubule organizing center organization; spindle assembly. NCBI's taxonomy places the organism in Eukaryota, Metazoa, Arthropoda, Insecta, Hymenoptera, Apidae. Gene Ontology annotation, molecular function: microtubule minus-end binding.